Molecule: messenger RNA, 1518 nt
Organism: Eimeria mitis
Lineage: Eukaryota; Apicomplexa; Conoidasida; Eucoccidiorida; Eimeriidae
Exons: 4
Coding region: 1-1518 (505 amino acids)
Source: RefSeq, a predicted model, not a curated record
AUGCAUAGUGCAGCAGCAGCAGCAGCAGCAGCAGCAGCAGCAGUAGGUACUGCUGCUGCUGUUGGCGAUGAUGAUGGUGAUGGUGAUGCAGCAGCAGCAGCAGCAGCAGCAGCAGCAGCAGCAGGAGACAUUCCGCUGGUUAUGGAGGGGAGCAGCAACUGCUGCAGCGACUCUGCUGCUUGGCUGCAGCAGCAGGGGGCCCCCCUUUUGCUGCCGCCAGCAGCAGAAAGGGGGGCCCCCUCUAAACCCUUAUUGGGGGCCCCCGAUGGGGGGGCCCCCCUGCUGCUGCUGCCGCAGCACCCCCCCCAACCAAACCCCAAAGGGUUUACCUUUAGUGAGCUGGCGGGGGCCCUCAGGUCUGCCUUCGGCCUACAGCAGCAGCAGCAGCAGCAGCAGCAGCAGCAGCAGCAACAGCAGCAGCAGCAGCAAGUGGAGAUGAUUCAGUUUAUGCUGCGGUGGUGUCUCCGCGUGCUGCAGCAGCUGCACCAGGAAGAGGGGGCCCUCCAGGCCCUCUGCUGUCUCCUCUCUCACCCUCAGGGGGGCCCCCCUCUAAACCCUUCUUGGGGCCCCCAACAAUAUAUAGACAAGGGAACACUAGAAGCCUCGGCGGAGGGGAUACAAAACGCCCGUAUAGGAGAAGCGAUUCACUCUGCUGCUGCUGCUGCUGCUGCUGCUGCUGCUUGUACUAGCAGCAGCUGCAGCAGCAACGCUGCUGCUGCUGCUGCUGUUGCUGCUGCUGCUGCUGCUGCUGUUGCUGCUGCUGCUUUUCGUGGAUUCGCUUCUGGUGCGAAUGCCGUUGAUCUUGCUGUUGCUGCUGCUGCUGCUGCUGCUGUGGCCUCUGCCUUUGCAGUUAUUUGUUUUGUUGCUGUUGUCGCUGCUGCUGCUGCAGCUAAAGUAGCAGCAGCAGCAGCAGCAGCAACAGACCCUGCUGCUGCUGCUGCUGCCAUCGUAGGCCUUGUCUUUGCAUGCGUGCUGCUGGAGUUUCUUCAGGGGAUACAAAACGCCCGUCUAGGAGAAGCGAUUCAUUCUGCUGCUGCUGCUGCUGCUGCUGCUGCUUCUACUAGCAGCAGCAGCAGCGGCAGCAACGGCAGCAGCAGCAGCAGCAGCAGCGGGGGUCUCGUGUUGCCGGAUUGCCGUCUGCUGCCUGCGCUGGAUUCGACAGUGGGUAUAAUGGGGGCCCCCAGGGGGGCCCCCCCAGGGGGGCCCCCAGGGGCCCCCCUGAUGGAGAGGGGGCCCCCAGGGGCCCCCAUGAUAGAGCGGGGGCCCCCAGGGGCCCCCAUGAUGGAGCGGGGGCCCCCUGGGUACGAUGAUAGCGACAGCACCAGCAGUUCUAUGGCUGUCUCUUCUGUCUCCUCUGAAGGAGACAGUCCUGGGGGCCCCCUGCUGGCUGCGUUGCAGGGGGGGGCCCCCCUACUGAACCCUGUUGGGGGGCCCCCCAACCCCCCUUCUGUAUCUAUCAUCAGGGGGCCCCCCACCAUCGAAGACAGCAACAAAGCAGCAGCAGCAGCAGCAGCUUGA